Oryzias melastigma (Indian medaka) is the source of this 3124-nucleotide messenger RNA. Its product is annotated as carbohydrate sulfotransferase 11. Gene Ontology annotation, molecular function: sulfotransferase activity. NCBI's taxonomy places the organism in Eukaryota, Metazoa, Chordata, Actinopteri, Beloniformes, Adrianichthyidae. The transcript has 3 exons. Gene Ontology annotation, biological process: carbohydrate biosynthetic process; proteoglycan biosynthetic process. Bases 593 to 1612 code for a protein of 339 amino acids. The record is from RefSeq and is a predicted model, not a curated record. Gene Ontology annotation, cellular component: membrane.
AAAGAUAACAAAAUAAUUCUAAUAUUCUAAAAUUCUAAUAAUAUUGUGUCCCUUUUAUUUUUACAUUAUAUUAUUAUUUUAUUAUUAUCAUUAUUAAUGUAAAGCAAAUAUUCAAUGUCUCAGUCAACAUAUAAUUUUUUUCUUUAAUGUACGUUGACAGACAGUAAAUGGGUGGACCUUGGGCUCCUGGGAAAACGUAUUUUUUCUUCUGUUAUUUCUAAUAAAAAAAAAAGUCACAAUUCACAAAGCGGAAGUCAUUUCCUAGACUCACUUCAGGGCAUAAAUCGUUCAUUCAGACUGACGUGUCUGUAAAGCUUUUACUUUGAAAGGCUCGGCCGGAACUACGUGGGCUGCAGCUCCACCUCGCUGGAUCCCCCUCAGGUUUGGGCGGACGGGGGUGAAACCUUCAGCUCGGGUCAGUCAUGAAGCGUCUGCCACAGCAGCCCGCCGCGGGCGCGCGGCACUAACAGACGGCGGAGCGGGUGGGUCUUCCGCCGGGGCUCCUCCAGCUACCGGGAUGGUCGUGGUCAGGACCGGGACCCGGAUCGAUGCUUCUCAGCGGAUGAAGUCGGCGGUUUAACGGAGACUCAGAAUGAGGAGAACGAGGGUAACCCGCGCGCUCUUCGCCUUGUGUCUGGGAUGUUUCGUCAUGAUCAUCUAUUACUUCAACAGCAGCCUGAAGCCAGGGCCUGAGUCGCAGGCGGACAGGAGCAGCGGGCAGAAAUCGAGGAGGAGUCCUCUGCAGACGCUGUACGAAGGUGACCAGGUUGAGUCGGCGGUGCAGGCCAUCCAUCAAGGUCGAAGGGAACUUCUGGAGGAAGCGUGCCGCGCCUAUACCCGUAAACGCAGAGUCCUCAUCCCUGAAGACCUCAAACACAUCAUUGUGGAUGACCAGCACGGCUUGCUGUACUGCUACGUGCCCAAAGUGGCCUGUACCAACUGGAAGCGGGUUCUCAUGGUUCUGACUGGGGCCUCGGGGGCCCAAAAAGACCCGCUUGCCAUCCCCGCCAACGAAGCCCACGUCGCCGGAAACCUCCGCACGCUGUCCGAGUACUCCACCUCCCAGAUCAACCAGCGGCUGCGCUCGUACCUGAAGUUCAUCUUCGUGCGUGAGCCCUUCGAGCGGCUGGUGUCCGCAUACCGCAACAAGUUCACCCGCAGCUACAACACAGCUUUCCACAAACGCUACGGCACCAAGAUAGUCAGGCGGCACAGGCUGGACCCGGAGCCAGAAGCUCUGGAGAAGGGAAACGACGUCUCCUUCGAGGAGUUUGUGUAUUACCUGGUGGACCCGGCCACCCAGCGAGAAGAGCCGUUCAACGAGCACUGGGAGCGCGUGCACUCGCUGUGCCACCCCUGCCUCAUCCACUACGACGUGGUGGGGAAAUACGAGACGCUGGAGCAGGACUCCCGCUACGUGCUGCAGGUGGCGGGGGUGGAGGAUCAGGUCAGCUUCCCCGCCUCGUCCAAAAGCACCCGGACUACAGGAGACAUGGCGGCUCAGUUCUUCCACAAUAUCAGCCCUUUUUACCAAAAGAGGCUGUACAACCUCUAUCGCAUGGACUUCCUGCUCUUCAACUACUCUAUGCCAACAUAUCUCAAGUUCAGAUGAGGCCGGAGACUCAAACAAGGACUGAUCGAAGGUUUAGUGUUUCAGUAGGCUUGAUUGCAAACACAAGAAAUAUUGACUUCAUAGGAAAAAAACAAAAGUUGGUCACUGGUUGUGAAUGUGUGAAACGAUGUCCAGUCGCGCUUUUCAACUCUUUCAGUUGUUUUCUGCUGUUUCCAAAGUUAAUUUGCACAACAAGUGUUGUCUUGGCAACCUGCAGUAUAGCCUGAUGGGCAAAGUUUGUCAUAUCAUAUUUAGACAGCGAAUGUCUCCAAACAUGUGUGCCUUGGAUUGGGAGCCUUAAGUCGAAUUUAUGGUUCUGCGUCGACGUCGAAGACGCCGUUUGACACCAUUAUACUACAUCAGUGCAGGAAUAUGGUUGUAAAAUGGGCAGAUAAAAGCAAGAAAACAAAGAAAACAUCUAAACAACUAACAAUAACUAUCUUUUAGCGAGCCAAUGUCCCAGAAUGCAGUUCAAAUAACAGCUAAACACUAGGAAAAAUACUGUUUUUAGAAGUAAAUCCAGUGUGAGGUUUUGGGGAUAAAUCUUACAUUAUCAAUGAUGACAUUUUAAGUUUGUGCAUUAAAAUAAAUAAGUUAUAGCUAAUGUCUACAUUUACAAAUCCCCUCCAUCCAUCUGUGUUUCUAUGCACAUAGAUGAUAACUAUGCUAUACUAUCAACCAAUCAGACGACGUCUUCUAUAAGCAGGGAGAAGCAUCACUUUGAAACACUUUUUACAGAUAUCUAAAUUAGUACAAAACCCAAUUGUUUUGCAAGUGUAAAAGUUAAAUUAUUUCUUCUAAUACAUGUAAACGUUUUUUGCCAGGAAAUAAGUAAAUGAAGAUAAAAUGUCCUUGUCUGUUAUUUGCUAAACAUGCUUAUGCUUCAUGCCAAAUAAGUACAAAAGAACACACAAAAGGAAGAUAAUAUCAAUACAAAGUAAAUGCUUACUAACAUUGCUUUAAUAACUUAUCAUAUGAAUUUUCACAAUUUUGUUUCAAAGCAUUUUCAUCCAAAUAUUCACUUUCUAGUAGCUGUUCAGAUGAUCUCUGAUUUUUUAAAUGCAGAAACAAGUUCUAAAAUUCAGGUUUGAGUCAGUAAAGUAACCUGUCUUAGUUGGAGCUGCUUGGAGGUCCAGAAAACAAAUCUAACAAAUCAAACUCAGUAAAGUUCCAGUCUGUUGAAGUCUCUGUGGGUCUUCUUGGGCCUGACGCAGAACCAUAAAUCAGCUCUGUUUUGUCUUCAGGCAAAGUGUCAACUUUCAUAACUGUGACGAUAUCAUCUGUUUUUGAUACUUUAGGAAGGGAUUGGUGUUUUUGGUUACUAUGAAACGUUUUAUUUAUUGUCUUUUCUCUUUUUGUCUUUUCUGAUUCCACAGCAACAACAGGUACGUAAUUAUUUCCCCCAAUUUUCAAAUAAAUGCAUUUCAUGAAGAACUUUGUUGUUGUUGUUUUUAACAAAUGAGGUUAUAAAGAAUGCAUUUAAAAAUGACACUAAUAAAUAUGCUUACUUGG